UCUGGACUCGCGCUCCGCAAUAUAAUCAUCAAGUCCUGGAAUACCUUAGGUUAGCAUGCGGAACACCCGAUAUUCUCUUUUCCGUGUUGGCUUUCCAAAAUAGUUGUCGAGUUCCUGUUGCGGCCAAUCGCUUCGACUUCAGCCACCACUAUCGAGAGGGUCGUGGUCCGCCAUUAGUACAAUGGCGUUAAAUGUCCUUGACGACCCUUUACAAGCCGCUGGCUUCAUUCUCAUCAUUAUACUAACCCCCUUAUGUAUAUUGGCCACUGUACUGCGCUUCGUCGCCUCUUGGAUAACCUUGCGUAGAGUCGGUAUAGAGGACUGGCUGGCGUUGGGAUCAUUACUGUUUUACCUUGCUUGGGUAAUAUGUCUUAUUCUCAUCGUGCCGAAUCUCAAUGGCACAGAAGAUAUCCUAACCCUCCCUAUUGAGAAUACGAUAGCGGUUCUAAAGGAUAUCUACGUAGCAAGUCUCUUCUACCCGCCUAAUCAGCUAUGCGCCAAGCUUAGCAUUCUCUUCCUCUACCACCGCAUCUUCGCGGUCGACAGGAAGUUCGCGAUCUGGAUCAAGAUUCUAGGAGUUCUCCAGAUACUCAUCUCUUUUACCAGCUUCAUAUGCAACAUCUUCCAAUGUCGGCCUAUACGGAAGGCCUGGGAUCCCAGGGUGACCGAGGGCUACUGCGUUAAUAUCGGCGCGAUGCUCUCAGCGACGGAGACAAUAAACUCCCUUAUCGACUUCGCCAUGGCGAUUUUUGCCGUGUGGGCGCUGCGCGGACUUCAAACAACUCGGUCAACUAAGUGGAAGCUCGCAAUCGUUUUCGCGUUGGCGGGAAUGGCAGGGGUAAUCGGCUUCGUCAAAAUCGGGCUAGCUUUCGACUCGACGAUCUACAACCAAUUGAUGGAGGGUCUCUGGGCUACGGUCCAAAUGGCCUUCAGCGUGUUCUGCUGCUGCUCGAUCACGUAUAUGCCGCUGCUCGCGCGGAUCGGCAACUUCAAGCACAUCAAAUCCAGGAUCUACAGCUACGGAAGCAAAAUCAAACUACGGAAGCCUUCCUUGGCCAAGAGCGGGCAGAGCUCUCGCGAUGGCUGGAUUGACAUAGAAGGCAGGAAUCGGAUGGAGGUGGAUAGCCUCAAUAUGGGAUAUCCGGUGAAGACGGUUCACAUCCAGCAGAGUUUUGAGCGAAUUUAGCACGCGAUUGCAAAACUGGGAACUGGAAUUGGAAUUGGAGUUGCUCCUUGAUGGGUGGAAAGGCCGGGUUUGGAGCAGGAUUCACCUAGGUAGAAUAGAUACCACAUGCUAUGCGAACGAACCGAUCAAGGUGCUGACAAAGUAUCCAAGCUUCAUGCGUACCUAACCAUUUGAAUCCCAUAUU
Molecule: messenger RNA, 1370 nt
Organism: Annulohypoxylon truncatum
Lineage: Eukaryota; Fungi; Ascomycota; Sordariomycetes; Xylariales; Hypoxylaceae
Exons: 3
Coding region: 182-1186 (334 amino acids)
Source: RefSeq, a predicted model, not a curated record